AUGCCAGUCCACCCACCAAGCAAGGACACAGAGGAGAUGGAGGUGGAGGGCGACUCCACAGCUGAGAUGAACGGGGAGGAGGAAGAGAGUGAGGAGGAGCGGAGCGGCAGCCAGACGGAGUCCGAAGAGGAGAGCUCUGAGAUGGACGAUGAAGACUAUGAGCGGCGGCGCAGCGAGUGUGUCAGUGAGAUGCUGGACCUGGAGAAGCAGUUCUCAGAGCUGAAGGAGAAGUUGUUCAGGGAGCGACUGAGUCAGUUGAGGCUGCGGCUGGAGGAAGUGGAGGCCGAGCGAGCCCCUGAGUACACAGAGCCCCUUGGGGGACUGCAGCAGAACCUCAAGAUUCGCAUUCAGGUGGCAGGCAUUUACAAGAGCUUCUGUCUGGACGUGAUCCGGAACAAGUAUGAGUGUGAGCUCCAGGGGGCCAAGCAGCACCUGGAGAGCGAGAAGCUCCUGCUCUAUGACACCCUGCACGGGGAGCUGCAGGAGCGCAUCCAGAGGCUGGAGGAGGACCGCCAGAGCCUGGACAUCAGCUCAGAAUGGUGGGAUGACAAACUGCACGCCAGAGGCAGCUCCAGGACCUGGGACCCCCUGCCACCCAGCAAGAGGAAGAAGGCACCCCUCGUCUCUGGCCCUUACAUCGUUUACAUGCUGCAGGAGAUGGACAUCCUGGAGGACUGGGCUGCCAUCAAGAAGGCCAGAGCAGCUGUGUCUCCUCAGAAGAGAAAAUCAGAUGUCAAGCCGUCGGAGCAACAUGUGGCUGAACAGGCAGAGCACGUGGCCACGGUGGGGAGAAGGGCUGGCAGCGCCCGAGCUGGGAGCCGGUCAUGCCUGCACCUGCCCGGUCGCCUGGCAGAUUGGCAAGGCCUGUGCGUGGGAGGCAGCCGGCAGCAGCACCAUGUGCUGACGACCUCACAGCCAGACUCCCCCUUGUUCAGCGCUGAGUGCUAG
Molecule: messenger RNA, 948 nt
Organism: Elephantulus edwardii (Cape elephant shrew)
Lineage: Eukaryota; Metazoa; Chordata; Mammalia; Macroscelidea; Macroscelididae
Gene: BRMS1
Product: breast cancer metastasis suppressor 1
Exons: 9
Coding region: 1-948 (315 amino acids)
Biological process (GO): negative regulation of transcription by RNA polymerase II
Cellular component (GO): Sin3-type complex
Molecular function (GO): histone deacetylase binding
Source: RefSeq, a predicted model, not a curated record